AUGGACCUGGUGACCGGUGCGUUGGGCAUGCUUCCCUCCAAGCUGCUGGAGCUGCUCAAGGAGGAGUACAAGCUCCAGAAGGACGUCAGGGUGAAAGUGCAGUCCCUCUCCCGGGAGCUCGAGUGCAUGCACGCCGCCCUCCGCAAGGUGGCGGCAGUGCCAUGGGACCAGCUCGACGACCAGGUCAAGAUCUGGGCACGCGAGGUUAGGGAUGCUUCCUAUGACAUUGAAGAUAUACAAUAA
Messenger RNA from Miscanthus lutarioriparius, 243 nucleotides. NCBI's taxonomy places the organism in Eukaryota, Viridiplantae, Streptophyta, Magnoliopsida, Poales, Poaceae. The record is from the annotation of a GenBank genome assembly.